CUGUGUGUAUUUGGGUGCCAACGCCAUGGUGCUGGACGUGGCUCUCGUGGCCGCGAAGAACGGGGACGUGCCGGCGCUGGAGGAGUUGCACGGUCGGGGGCUGAUCCAUCCCGGUAUCACCGACCACCUGGGCGCGUCCCCCGCCCACCACGCCGCCCGGGCGGGCAGGCUGUGCGCCCUGAAGUUCCUGGUGGAGGUGGCCAAGCUUCCCGGGAACCAGCGGGCGAAGAACGGGGCCACCCCGGCGCACGACGCAGCGGCGACCGGCAACUUGGUGUGUCUGCAGUGGCUACUCAGCUGUGGGGGGUGUCAGCUCCAGGAUAAGGACAGUUCAGGAGCGACGGUGUUACACUUGUCAGCGCGCUUCGGGCACCAAGACAUCACCGAGUGGCUCCUGAAAGACGAGGCCGUUGAGCCCACGGUUGCCACGGACACCGGAGCUCUUCCUGUCCACUACGCCACGGCCAAAGGUGACCUGCAAAGCCUCCGAUUGCUGCUCCGACACAGUCCCACAGUUGUAAAUACACAGACGAAAAAUGGUGCCACACCCCUGUAUUUGGCCUGUCAGGAGGGUCACCUGGAGGUUGUCCAGGCCCUGGUGAAGGAAUGCGGAGCGAACUCCCAGAUUCGAGCCAACGAUGGGAUGACUGCCCUUCACUCUGCGGCACAAAUGGGGCACAACAUGGUCAUCGUGUGGCUGGUGAGCUUCACAGCUAUUAGCCUUUCGGACCAGGAUGACGAAGGGGCCACAGCUAUGCACUUUGCUGCCAGUAGGGGGCAUGCUAAGGUCCUCAGCUGGUUACUGCUGCACGGAGGUGAAAUUGCCAUAGACAACUGGGGCGGGUCACCCCUACACGACGCUGCUGAGAAUGGGGAACUCGAGUGUUGCCAGAUCUUGGUGGUCAAUGGGGUUGACCUGGGUGUCCGUGACCUUGACGGCUACACAGCGGCUGACCUUGCUGAAUACAAUGGACACAGCCAAUGUGCGAAGUACCUGAGGACCGUGGAGAACAUGAGCGUGGAACAUCGGGUCUUAUCCCGGGAUCCCUCGGCGGAUCUUGAGUACAAACAGCCGGAUUCGGGCAUGUCGUCGCCCAACACCACGAUGUCCUUACAGCAGCAGGCUCGCUACGACAUCAGGUCACCCUCCAGCACGCUUUCCAACUACGAAUCCUGUAACUCGAGCCAGUCGAGCACCGGAGAGAAGAGGAACAGCCAGCACGCACAGGGCCCAGGCGUCAACGAGACAGCUAUCUCGGACAUGCAGGAGUACAUGGACAUGUUGAACCCAGAGACGGGACCUAGGAGGCAUAAAGCAGAGAACACGCCUCCUCCGCCGGCCCCCAGUUUCCCCCCACCUCUGCCCCCGACACCAGUGAACUCUGAGCCCCCCCCUCCGCCCGGCUAUCCAGCGCCAAACCCCCCCGAGGUCCAGCCUUCCGGAGAGAUGUACAUGCAGGUCAAAAGCAACCUCCGACGUGUAGAUAAUGAUGUCUCAAAAAGAUACGAGUUAAACCCUAAUGAAAUAAAUCCAGAUAGAUUGCGGAGGGUAGACUCAAGUCGGAAGUCAAGGAGUUUCGACAAACAACCCAGUACAGGAGAUUAUUACAAGUGUCUUGGAAGCGACACAGUGGAUAUCAGUGAGAUGGCACCGAAUGAGGAGGGCACACCCGAGGAAGUGGUGAGGAACGGCACUGUUCCCAGGACCCAACCGACCAACGAGAUGCCCCCGCCACCUCCCCCUCCCCCACUCCCCGAAGCCUCGUCAACUGCUCCCCCGCCUCCGCCUCCCCCUCCCCCUCCGUUGCCAACAGAGAGUGUGCAACCCAGCAACAGCCAACGCAGGCCUUCUUCAUCUGCUGGAAGCACAAAGUCGUUCAACAUGAUGUCACCCACUGGAGACAACUCGGAAUUACUGGCUGAGAUCAAAGCUGGCAGAAACCUCAAGCCAACUCCUCAGAACAAGGGCUAUACCACUGUGUUCACUGGCACUGGCACUGGACCUGGACAAAUGCCCGAGCACCCCGCGGACAAGCCGCAGGCCGCCAGCCCCACCGAGCCGAUCGUGAACGGCAACGCCACCGCAGCGGCUCAGACCACAGUCGCCGAUGUGGAGUCCCUCGUCCCCACUCACGACGAGCAGGGCAGGCCCAUCCCCGAGUGGAAGCGGCAGGUGAUGGUGAGGAAGCUCCAGGUCAAAAUCCAGGAGGAAGAACAACAGAAACGCAAGGAAACCGAGGAAGCAGCUCGCUUAGCAAGCCUUCCCGCCUGGAGAAGGGAAAUAGUCAAAAAGAAAAUGGACGAGGAAAGGGAGCAAAGGAGGAAAGAGGAAGAGAGACUGAAGAAUGCAGAGGAGGAGAAGGAAAGGCAGCAAACGGAGAAGCUUCGGACCCUGGGCUACGAUGAAGCCAAACUGGCCCCUUGGCAACGGCAGCUCAUCCUGAAGAAAGGCGACAUAGCGAAGGAAUAAGAACCCUCUCAAAGCAUUCCUCUAUCCCUGGUGUAGGGUGAUCUGUGCUGUUCAAUAGACAGUUUAAUUCAAAGGCUGAUUACACCACUAAAACUCAUAACCCGCAAUGUCUUUCCUCCUCUUCGCAGUUUCUAUGGAACUCAUAAAAUGCCAAUGCUCCCAAUUUUGGGAAGAUAUCAACUUGUGUGUCCACAUUUGCACACAAUUCCUGUUCCUCCACUUUCUGAGCAUCAAUGAUAAUCUCGGGGUGGACUGAAUGCACUCCCAGCCCCUCACUAACAUGAUGCAGUUUUUUUUUGAACACAAAUCUUCCCGCAUCCCAAGUCUAUGAUAGAAAAUCACAAUGUCACUUGCGAUACAUCUUUUCAUUAUUUUCGUCCACAGAAUACACUUUCAAUUCAUUUUACAGUACAUCCCGUGAAGCGCUUUGAGACGUCUCGCUGAUAUUGAUAAGGCGCUGGAUCAAAUGCAAGGAUUAUUGUUAUUGUUAUUAUUAUUAUAAUACAGGGGAGCGUUGAUUAAAUCCUUCCAAUUGACCCGUAUCACAUUUCCCAGAGUAAAACAUACAGUUGUAAGACAAUGUAAACUGGAAAUCCUAGCCUCCCUCAUCUUCCCUUUUCUCAGUUUUAUUAUUUUGUGUUAUUUUUUUUUAAAAAAUGGCUGGAAUCGCAACACCAUGCAAAUGCUCGUUACCUCAAGGAGAGGAGAUCCAACAUAAGCAUUCAAAACGUCACUGAACAGCACAGCUUUGCCGCUCUGUUAGGCUUCUCAACUGCAGUCGCUCACCGGAAAUUGCUCGUCUCUGAGCAGAAAACGGCGCAACACACACAUAAAUCAAAUUCAGAUUCAAACACAAUAUGUCCCCUGAAUGUUGUACAUAUUUCAAUAAACACCCACUGCUUUUUUUUUUCUACGUGGAGUCUACAUCUGUCGCUUUAGCUAUCAGUCUGUCUACAGGGACGUGCUUUAGGAUGUACACAUUUGCAAGACUAUUGUAAAGAAAUGCUUGUGAUUAUUUACACACAGCUCACGGAAUAUGAUUAUAUAUAUUUUCUUGGAUGCCAUAACGAUGUAACAGAAAGCAGAGGUCAGGCUUUAUUUGCCACGAGUUCCUUUCCGUAGAUUAGCACUUUAUUAAAAGCAUCUGAAAACUUUUACAUCUUUUUUUGGGGGGGGUGGUGGGGUGGGGAACGGGCAGGCGACCCUGUACAAUUAGUAAUCUCAGCGGCUAUCCUGUACCAUCUUGACCAUUUAAUAAACCACGUAAAAAAAA
Molecule: messenger RNA, 3743 nt
Organism: Callorhinchus milii (elephant shark)
Lineage: Eukaryota; Metazoa; Chordata; Chondrichthyes; Chimaeriformes; Callorhinchidae
Gene: espn
Product: espin
Exons: 14
Coding region: 26-2470 (814 amino acids)
Biological process (GO): actin filament bundle assembly
Cellular component (GO): cytoplasm
Molecular function (GO): actin filament binding
Source: RefSeq, a predicted model, not a curated record